Molecule: messenger RNA, 1206 nt
Organism: Gaeumannomyces tritici R3-111a-1
Lineage: Eukaryota; Fungi; Ascomycota; Sordariomycetes; Magnaporthales; Magnaporthaceae
Exons: 7
Coding region: 1-1206 (401 amino acids)
Source: RefSeq, a predicted model, not a curated record
AUGAGGAUCCACCGUACUAAGUCUUUCGUUCCCAUUGUUUAUCUUUCCGGUGAGCCCCGUCGGUGUUAUCGACUACCUCCUGUGACGGCCAAGGGCAGUUCACCGCACAGCGCAGGGAUCCACGUGAGCACGCGCCGCAGAACAGCCCGUGCGACAAGACGUGUUCGGCGCUUGGCGCCUCUGUCCCUUCUGAUCGUGACACCUCCGUCUCUUCCUCCCGACGGCGGCGACUCGCGGCACCAAAAGCAGCAAACUAAAGAUGCUCUCCCCCGCCGUACACGGAGCAGCCGGUCGCCGGCGCCGUCGGCGUAUAGCAUCGGCGGGCACUCGUUUAGUAGGCCCGAGGACCCGUUCGCCUUCCUGUCGAGGUUCGACACGGUGGUGCUAAUCGAUGACUCGGGCUCCAUGACGGACUCGCGCGGCAGCGGCGGCGACCCGUCGGGCGCCGGCCGCGCCGGCACGGGCUACAACGUACGCGACGCCGAGCAGGUCGGGAGUCUCUUUAAGCGCCGCGUCCGCGCUGCCGGCGGCGACGCCUGGACCACCGAUGUCAAGCCCUCGGCCCUGCUCGCCGCCACCCGCAAGCUCGACGCCAUCGACGCCCCACCCUACCAGGUCGGCGGGCAGUUCUUUCAGGUUCGUCGACACCGUUACGUGGAACGCUGCCGCGCGACCGCCAGGACAUCCGCCGACGAGUCUUCCAGCAGCCGCUUCCUCUCCGCAAGACGCCGCCGCUGGGCCAACAGGCGGGACGACAUUCAUUCGGUCGCAUUCAGGCCUGGAGUUAAGGUUUCAGUUAGUCAGGACGCCGUCACCGUGAUAGAGCCGGUCCGGUGCUGGGCAGUCCGGGCGCCGCUGUGUCCGGCGUACGGACGGCGGUGCGCAGCGUGGUCGGGCGGCAGGUGCGAGCCUAAGUGUCCUAGCGUGGUCGCGCUCUAUCUCGGCCGGCUCUCACGACGAGACGGCCCGCCCCCGUGCCAGAGGGUAGUCCCGAAGACUAGCCGCACCGUCUACAUCACUUUCGGGAAGAGGUCGUCGUUCAACCUCGCCUGGAACCCCAACGCAACCGAGGACGACGUCCCCCUAGCCCAGCAAAACUUGAUCCGGCACGCCCGUCUCCUGGCCGUCACUGGCGUCGCGUUUCCCGAUCCCGACGAGGCAAGCACCACGCCCCAGAGCCCUGCCCUCGCGUCUCGGAGCACCUAA